Molecule: messenger RNA, 546 nt
Organism: Botrytis porri
Lineage: Eukaryota; Fungi; Ascomycota; Leotiomycetes; Helotiales; Sclerotiniaceae
Exons: 3
Coding region: 1-546 (181 amino acids)
Biological process (GO): transmembrane transport
Molecular function (GO): transmembrane transporter activity
Source: RefSeq, a predicted model, not a curated record
AUGUUUAAUGUUCAUGAACGUGGCAGAAUGCUUGCAGUUUAUUUGUUCGCGCAACAACUUGGGUCCAUCUCACCAUUCCAUGCCCUCGGUCUCAUCUCUGGAGGUUCCAUCGCCGAUGGCCCUGGAUGGAGAUGGAGUCAGUACAUUGUGGGCAUAAUUUAUGGCGUCUCAGAUGAUACGACAACAUACUGGAACUACUUCAAACGUCCCUUCUCCCUGUGGUCGUUUCCUACAGCUGUCAUUCCGGGGUUCAUCUUCGCUUUUGGAUGCACAGCCUGGAUAGUAUCCUUCAAUACUGUAUCAGAGAUCUUUUCCUCUGAUCCACAUGACUUCUCAUCAACGACCGAUGUCCUUCUUUGUUUCGCAACUCUCAUCAAAUCUACCAUCGGUUUACUCACUGGAGUGUUAUCUGAUCAUAUUGUUAUUUUCCUUGCCCGCCGCAACAAAGGAGUCAAAGAGCCUGAAAUGCGUCUCUGGACCCUUACCGCAAGUUUCGUGUAUGCUGCUGUUGGAUAUUUGCUCUAUGGCUGGGUUGCUCAGACAUAG